This is a messenger RNA of Gadus chalcogrammus (walleye pollock), 3028 nucleotides long. RefSeq names its product Rho guanine nucleotide exchange factor (GEF) 16 (gene arhgef16). The record is from RefSeq and is a predicted model, not a curated record. The coding region runs from base 454 to 2697 and encodes 747 amino acids. The transcript has 16 exons. Gene Ontology annotation, biological process: activation of GTPase activity. Gene Ontology annotation, molecular function: guanyl-nucleotide exchange factor activity; protein binding. Lineage: Eukaryota; Metazoa; Chordata; Actinopteri; Gadiformes; Gadidae.
UGUGAACGCUAAAGCGACGGUGAAGAUCGAGUAACUGUUACACACUAACGGAAACAUUUAGGCUUGCAUAACGCCGGCUGAACAAAUGGGUAAUUUCCAUGCUUGUUGUUGCGCGUCGAGAUACAGGUGACUCACAGACGGUUACCUGUCGUGACGUCAUAUGCAGGGAUUUUAGGGUCCCUGUAACACAGGAGGAAGUGAGUGAACGCCAACUGCAAAGUGCUCCGACGUGGAAAGCGAAGGAUAACGCUGCUGGCUGUCUGCGACAGAUCAUACAGUGGUCAUUAUUUAUCUGGGCGUUUUCCUGACUUGAUGGUGACUUAGACAAGGGACGGCGGAUCUUUGGACAAAGUUUACAGACGGCGUCGUCAGAACUGUUUGAAGCCUACUACCAACUUCGCUCGGAGCUCGGACCAGACCCAGGGUACCAGUGUAGCGGGGCGGGGUCCCAAAAUGACCCACAUACAGGCUGACGGCCUCACGGUGAGCGACCAGUCUCCUCUCCGCCUGGACCAGUGCUUCUCCACAGAGCUCCACAUCACUGAACCCGGCGAGGGCGGCUCGCUGUCCCCGCCAGGCUGCCCUCAGUCCCCUCGCUCCCCUCACUCCCCUUGCGCCCCCCGCUCCCCCCGCGCCCCCCGCGCCCCCCGGACCCCGGUCUCCCCGCCACCGCGGACCCUGGUCGCCCCGACCCUGGUUCUGCACAACCCCCCCCAGGAUGUAGAGGAGGUCUGGGCCCUCCAGAAGGAGAAGGUUCUCCUGAGCACCACCAGCCAGGUGGCCCAGAAGCUGGGCACCCAGCAGCUGAUCCCCCGGAGCCUGGCCUCGUCGGGGGGGCGCAGCAAGACCCGCCACCACACCACGGUGGUCUCCUUCCCCAUCGCCCCCGAGAGGCCCUUCGGGGGGGGGGACGGCGGCGGGGGCUCGGGGCGGAGCCGGCACUCCACCCAGGGCCCGGACGUGUCCUGGGAGGACUACGACAGCGACGGCGACGGCUUCGCCCUGCGGAGGAACCGCAGGAACAAGUCGUACCGCGUGGCGAUCCUGGAGCUGGACGGGGGGCCGGAGCAGCAGCCGCAGCCGCAGCAGGACACCCUGAUGACCCCCGUGCGCGAGCAGCGCUGCGCCAGUCCCGGGGCGCGGCCCGAACGGGCACAAAAGCGAACCAUCGGCCGAAAGAGGAACCAGAAGCAUGGUGGAUCCUUCAAAAACGCCACGCCCCGUCUCUACCAGGAGAUCUGUGAGCGCGGUCUGCAGUCCACCAAUCAGGACGAGGUCAUCGAUGACUUUGUGGUGGUCGAGCCGCAGGUGGAGGACCAGGGCAUUGUAGUGAAGAGCUACCGGCCGACGCAGCUCAUCUGGAGCCACCUGCCCCAGGUGAAAGAGGGAGGUAUUCUUGACAGAAUUUCACCUGAGGAGCGGAAGAGACAGGAGGCCAUCUUCGAGAUCAUCACGUCGGAGUACUCGUACCUGCACAGCCUGGGCAUCCUGGUGCGCCACUUCAAGAACAGCGAGCCCCUCCGUCAGUCCAUGACCGCCACCGAGCACCACCACCUCUUCUCCAACAUCGCCGUCAUAGAGGGAGUCAGCAAGAAGUUCUUCGAGGACCUGGAGCGGCGGCACCAUGCCCACCCGGUGAUCCGGGACAUCAGUGACAUCGUUCAGCACCACUCCACCCACAACUUUGAGCCGUACAUCGUGUACUGCUCCAACGAGACCUUCCAGCAGAGGACCUUGCAGAAGCUGCUCACCAGCAACACGGUGUUCAAGGAAACCCUGAAGCAGAUCGAGGGGAGCGCUGACUGUGGGGGUCUUCCCAUGAUCUCCUUCCUCAUCCUGCCCAUGCAGAGGGUCACCAGGCUACCGCUGCUGCUGGACACCAUCUGCCAGAAGACCCCGGACAAGACGGCAGAGUACUUUGCUGCGGUCUGGUCUCUGCACGCCAUCAGCAAGUUGGUGAAUAGCUGCAACGACGGCGCCAGACUCAUGGAGAGGACGGAGCAGAUGUACACCAUUCAGAAGCAGAUGGACUUUGGCAAGAUUAAGCCGUUCCCGCUGGUGUCGUCGUCGCGCUGGCUGAGGAAGCGCGGGGAGCUGGCCAUGUGCACGGAGGAGAUGAGCAUCUGGAAGGCCUUCAGCAACCGCUGCUACUACCUGUUCCUCUUCAACGACGUGCUCAUCGUCACCAAGAAGAAGAGCGAGGAGAGUUUUGUGGUCACGGACUACGCCACUAUGGAUAACGUGGAGGUGGAGAUGGGGGAGGACGCUGAGGGCCGGUCCACUCUGGGCAGGAGCGGCUCUGGCCACCAGGUGUCCUUCAGGCUGCGGAUGAGCAAGAACAGCGAUGGCAAAGCUGAGCAGAUCACCCUGGCAACAGAGUCCAGGGUGGACCGGGCUCGGUGGGUAAGUGCGCUCCGAGAGCACAAACAAGACGGCGUUGUCACAAGUAAAGAGGGUCUUGCGCAGUACGAGACCACUAAAGCCUACAUGCCCAGGGAACCAGAUGAGCUGGGUCUGCGCCCGGCCGAGGUGGUCAUUCUUCUGGGGAAGGAGCUCGACUGGUGCCAUGGCGAGCGGAUGCGGGACGGUGAGCGAGGCUGGUUCCCUGCCAACUGUGCCAAAGAAAUCACCAACCUGACUGCUAUGGAACAAAACGUCCAGCGGAUGAAGCGUUUACGCAAGGAAACCAAUGUUUAGUGUGGCCUUCAACCCUAGAUGUUGUAGAUACAGAAAUGUCCUGGUGAAAGAUGUUCAUGUGUACAGAGUAGUGUUGUUUGAAUGUACUGGUCACUAGAUAGGAACGGAUUGUUUGUAGACUGACGUUUGACAGAUUAACUUUAAAAAUAAUAUCACUAUCCGUUUAACACUACUUAGCUUGAUAAUUUAGAAAGGUUUAAAAGUUGAUCCAACAUGGCAGUCUAUAUAUAAUAUUUUGUAAAUAAGGUAUACCAGAUACUUGAAUUAUGAGAAGGAUACAUCAGGGGGAUGUGUGAACUAAAUAAAAUGCAAAAACAAGAAUGUAGUUGUU